AUACAACUCUGUGCACAGCUGUUGAAUUUUGUUUACUCUGGCUGUAGCCAAUUGCUAUUGGUACAAAAAUUUAACAAAACAAAAUUAGUUGUUAUUUGUGUUAAAUUUUGUAUAAUAAAAAUGCGAAAGCGUGAGUUGCAGAGCAUACCUCUAAAGUUGGGGGAGUUGAAGGAGUAUGAUGUUAUACGUAAUGAACGCGCUGCCGCUAGAAAUCCGGCUCCGCAUGAUGACAGCCAAACAAAUGAGCAACCGUCACCGAUUGCCAAUGUUGGACCAAAAACAAAGAAGGAAAUACAAUCUCGAUUGAAUGCGACUACUUGAAAACACCGAGGGAUACACUAGAAUACAUAUUUUAAGCACUUAUUUUAAAGUUGUGUGGAACAUUGCUGUUUAUAUACAUUAUAUAAAAGUUUUUUCAAUAACAUUGUGAUACAAUUAA
Messenger RNA from Zeugodacus cucurbitae (melon fly), 439 nucleotides. RefSeq lists its product as uncharacterized. Lineage: Eukaryota; Metazoa; Arthropoda; Insecta; Diptera; Tephritidae. Bases 121 to 321 code for a protein of 66 amino acids. The transcript has a single exon. The record is from RefSeq and is a predicted model, not a curated record.